AUGAAUAUCGCCCGGGAAAUGGCUCUCGCUGCUGCUGGUCGCCGGCAGUCGCUGCUGGUCCCCACCCACGCCUUCAGCUUCUACACGCACACACCAGUCAGCCCCCAUCGGUGGCACGACUUUGACCAGGAGCUCACUGCGGCAUGGCAGGCGCUGUGUGCGGCAGUGCUGGAUGCAUACACACAGUCAGAGAACCCCCAUCGUUACCGCCAGAGGAUUCAAGACGCCAUCCUAAAGCUGGGGUACUUCUGGUUCCAGCUGAUGUCGUUGACUCGUGUGUCAGCCUCGGUGGGGCUUGUUUCCAUCCUCGGCCUCUCCAUGGCUGCUGACAUGCAAACCACGGCGCUCAUCUCCCAUGAAGUGCAGGUGGACUGGGAGGCUUUACUCGUGCCUCGCUUUGAAGACUUCAAUGCCUCCAUUGCCCCAUGGCUCUUCGCCUCUACUCAAAGCUCACCCUGGGGUCUUGCCCCUAUUGAGGGCGUCUUAUCCACAACGCACCAUGUGAUUGCAGCGUUGAGCUACGAUGUAUAA
Messenger RNA from Closterium sp. Yama58-4, 531 nucleotides. The record is from the annotation of a GenBank genome assembly. Lineage: Eukaryota; Viridiplantae; Streptophyta; Zygnematophyceae; Desmidiales; Closteriaceae.